AGGGACUGUCUCAAAAGAGCGCGUACGAAUCAAAACGUAAAAAUAACUGUAAACACGGUUACCGCGGUCGAAUUAAAACGUGAUAUUUAUCUAAAACGGUUUAAUUCACCUUUAACUGAGGCCUAUACAAAUAUUAACUCUUAACUUUUUUUUUUACGUUUUUUAAUAUGAUAGUGUUAAACGUGUGGCGCGCUUUUAAACCGUCGGCAGACACUUUGCCGCCUCUCCCUUACGUCGUUGUUGCGGAAGUAGAAAGUCUACGUGGGGAAGAAAGGUUGGUCUGACCGCGUUUGUGUACCUGACACACCAGCAGCACCGAUGUCCAAUCCAGGUUAGCUCCGUCCCCGACCGAACCAGCGUCCGUCCCCGCCCCCCUCCCCCACACACGCCUGUUUAGGCAAAUGGACUCGCUGGGCAGCAGCCGCGGCGUAUAAAUGGGACGCAGGGACGACGACAGCCUGUAAUGCUGCGCCGGGUGCGGCAGUCUCUCCGGCAGGUGCUGUUUCUGAUGGCCCGGAGACCGGGUCUCCUCUGCGGGGCUAUCGUGCUCAGCGUCCUGCUCAUCCUGGCUGUCAAAUUCACAUGCAGCCGUGCUAAAAAUGUGGUGGCAGCUGCUCGGCCUCCGGUGCGGUUCUUCUCUACUGAGGCCCCAGUGGUGGACCUCUACCUGGGUCAGUUAGAUCAGGUGGAGCGUCUCAGGAGUAUGGCGGAGGUAUCGCUCAUCUUCUUUUAUGCGCCGUGGUGUGCUCACUCGAUGGCUGCCCGGCAGGAAGUGCAGCAGGUCGCUAAGAAGCUGGCCAAACAGGUGCAGUUUGUGGCUGUUAACUGCUGGUGGAGUCAGGGGAAAUGUAGGAGGCAAAACCGCUUCUAUCAGUACCCGAUCAUCCAUUUGUUUUAUAGAAGGUUUGGGCCUAUAGAGUACAAGGGUCCCUUUGUGGCUCCAUAUGUGGAAAGUUUUAUCCUCCGAGUCAUCACACCUCUCACUUACCUCCCAUCCAGAGCCACACUUGAAGAGUUUCUCUCCUAUCAUGAGCCUCGAGUCGUGGGUUUCUUCCAGUUUAACUCCUCUCCUCAGCCGCCGGGGUACAUCACAUAUCUGUCCUCUGCUCUGCAGGCCUUAAAGAGAGAUUUCCGUGGUAUUGUACGUUUCGGGGUUGUGACCAACAAACAGGUGGCAGAGGCCAUUUCACUAGAAGAAGAUGAAACGGUUUACCUUUACAGAAGAUUAAACUCCUCUUUGAUUUUCCCUCGAAGGGAGCGCAACUUCACAUCAGAGGCCAUCUGUAGCUGGGUGUUUGAACACCACGAGACCGUCCUCCAUUGGCUGCAGCCUCCAGGGACAAAGUCCCGCCUCCUGGAACAUGAGCUGACUAAAGGUCCAGCACUGCUGCUGUUCCUGCCACACAAUCCACUCGGGUCCAAUCCCAAUCCUUUACUACAGCAGGUUGCAGACAUUGCUGUGCGUUAUCAUUCCUGUGACAUCAAUAACCACUCCAACUUGGACAAAAGUUUCACUUCCCAUUCGUGCUGCCAGUCCGUUCUUCUUCCAGAGUCCAGCACAAGUGUGUGCGAGGUGUGCCUCAGCUUGUCACAAUCGAUCCUGACCAGCUCGUCUAUACGCUGCAUGUUCCCCUCCAUGGCUCACGGAGGAGAUGUGUUGCAGUCUUAUCUCAGACACUGCUGCCUACACCGAGAAUCUGCCCCCAUGUCCAUGAAAACCACAACCUCAUUGGGCUGUAGUAACUUUCUGAACAGCUACAGCCCCUUUAGUCAAUAUAGUGCCUGCUGUAGAAAAGUAGAACCUCAACUUAAUCAAUCACAAACCAAAGAAGAGCCAGACAUGCAAAGAGUUCCCCUAAUGGCUCCUUCUUCAUCCAUCCCUCCUUCUUCUGACCCUCAGCAGGAAGGAGAUGGCAUCACAGGACUCUGGUGUCAGACCAACAGGACGCUCAGGUUUUAUGUGCUAGAUGUUGCUUUGAACUGGCCUCUAGCGGUGAGGCUUGGAGCAACAGGCAACAGAAGUGCUUCUCUUCACCAGGAGGCUGGUGCACAAGGUGACGGGUCAUUUGCAGCUAUUGUGAACCUGAAGGAUGAGGUUCAUUAUGUUCUCCACCGUAGCCCAGAGGCCACACUGACCGAGUCUCUAGAGGCCUUCAUCAGGAACUUCAGCGCGCCGUACAGCCUCUUGCAGAGACACUUGGUUGGAGAAGAGGAAAGAAAAGCAGGGGACGAGGAUACCAGGCAUCCAGACAAACACCAGCAUCCUCGCCCCCUUAUCACAGAGCUAACCACGUCCUCCUUCCUGCCUUCUGUCAUGGACCUCCAAAAGGAUGUGCUGCUCUUCUACUACACACAGUGGUGUGGAUUUUGCUCCGUUCUCAACCACGUCAUCAUCCAGCUGGCCAGAUUACUACAGGGAAACGGCACCAUCACCGUCGCCAGGGUGAAUGUUGCUCGCAAUGACCUUCCGUGGGAGUUCAUGGUGGAUCACGUUCCCUCUAUUCUUCUCUUUCCUAAAUACAGAAAACAUUUUAGUGUGAAGUUUCCCGAUGACCUGCCCAUCACGUUACCCAACCUCCUCCACUUCAUCCUGCAGCACUCCGGCUCUGUGCAAUAUGCAGACAAACCAGUGACCGCGUCUAGCGGGGCAGAGGAGGGCGUAGGACCCGGUGUUAUCUUCCGUGCAGAGUUUCUGGCGCUCCAGCACGAGGUUCAAGCACUGCAUCACGCCCGCGAACGUCUCUCCCAACAGCUGGCGCAGCUGUGGCGUGACAACCGGCGGCUAAAAUUUGACACUCGCAGCUUAGAGGCCCAGAACGCCGAGCUGCAGCGAGAAAGGCAAAGCUUAGAGGAACAGCACCGGGAGAAAAGUUGGCAGCUCGGGGAGGCAGUGAGACGACUGCAGGAGCUGGCAGACACCUCAGAAAACCUGCUGAAUGAGAACACGCUGCUCAGGGUCCUGCUGAGGGCGCUAAAGGACAGAACGGAGACUAAAGAGCAGGAGGAGGUGGAGAGGAGAGAGGCAGAACAGAGAAGAAACCAUAUGGCCUCGUGACCACAAGUCUGCAGGAAAUCCUAAGAGCAAGAGAUGAAGAAGAGGGCCAGGAAAUGAAGGGAGGACAUAAAAGUGGUGGUUAGACCUGAGAUGUGGUAAACCAUGAGGGAUUUUUAAGCUCAAUGAAGCUACGAUGAAGAGGUCAUGUAAAACCCAGUGGGCAACAGCCUAAUAAAUGGAAAGAAGAAUGAGGAUGAAAUGUGAUCUGUCAGAAGAAAAACGCUAACUGCUGCUAUGUCAGGACAGGAAACAUCUGAACGUUAAAAGGUGGUUAAGCAGCAAGGGGAACGGCGUCGUUUGCCAGACACAGAAAACUACAUUAAAGUGCUGUGAUGAUAAGUGGGACGAUCCACUCCUGAGAACACAAGCGUAUGGGAAUUAAGUGCCAACUGUCCAAGUCCAAUUAGUCAAAAAUGUAACGUCUGACGGGUGAAGACAUAACCGGAGGCAAUUGUGCUACAAAGACUCUGCAGCCAAAUUCUCGAUCUUUGACUGAAGUACCGCAGAUUCUCUGAUAAAAGUCCAGUAUUCAAAUAAUGGCUCUAGGCACUGGUGCAGGGGUUGAAGUCAUUUGUAUGUUACUACAACAGCUCACUGUAAACUCACAGUACUAAUUCCUUCAGCACAACAGGAUGAUGUUACAGUUUACUCGCCACUCUGCUGCUCUCACUUUCUCUUUUUUAAACAGAAAUAAUGUUUUCAUGCUCUUAUUAAUUCAUUCCAGUCCGUUCCCUCUUUGUCGCACCACCAAUCGAUGUGAAGCUGCCGUCAAUAAAACUCAACACUUUCUGAUGAUUUCAACAUAAAUAGGCUACGUACAAGAAAAGAAGAAUGAUGGAGGAAGUGCUGAGUUUCAUUCAUGGCAGCUUAAAGUUGUUUGGGGGUGGACGGGGCGAGGCUGCCUGACAUGACCGGCUGUACUGAGGGAGUUUGUUUUGUGGGAAUGUGUCUGAGAAUUUAAAAAGGUAACGAACUCACCUGCUGCCUACGAGCUGAGUACUGAGAGCAGGUCUUUGCUUCUAGUAGGUAGGUGCAUGACUACAGGUUAGUGAAGUAGAGUUCGGCUGCAGGGAGAAGGCUUUUGAUGAGGCGGAGAUUUAUUUAAUACUGAAGAUGUGGCGCCUGCUCACUGAUCUGUUGGUGAGUCUAAGAGCACUUGAAAUAUUUAGCAAGAUUUUUUCUUUUCUUUUUUUUUUUUGGAAGGGUAUUUACUUCUUUUGUUAAGCUGAUCUAUUUUUACAGGAAUCCUCGAGUCACUAAAAUAUUAUUUCUAUGUAACUAUUCAGGUAUUAAGAAUAAGAUGCUGCAAUUGUUUACAUGUGAAAUAUUGCACCUGUUUUUACUGAUUAAAAACCUUUCAUCUUAUUGUC
Molecule: messenger RNA, 4425 nt
Organism: Larimichthys crocea (large yellow croaker)
Lineage: Eukaryota; Metazoa; Chordata; Actinopteri; Sciaenidae
Gene: txndc11
Product: thioredoxin domain containing 11
Exons: 13
Coding region: 464-3055 (863 amino acids)
Source: RefSeq, a predicted model, not a curated record